Messenger RNA from Trichomycterus rosablanca, 1013 nucleotides. It is a transcript of the gene rbp7b, whose product is annotated as retinol binding protein 7b, cellular. Gene Ontology annotation, biological process: fatty acid transport. Lineage: Eukaryota; Metazoa; Chordata; Actinopteri; Siluriformes; Trichomycteridae. The record is from RefSeq and is a predicted model, not a curated record. Gene Ontology annotation, cellular component: nucleus; cytosol. The transcript has 4 exons. The coding region runs from base 28 to 435 and encodes 135 amino acids. Gene Ontology annotation, molecular function: fatty acid binding.
UCUGACUGUUCACAGUGAAUCUCAAGAAUGCCAGCCAAUUAUAAUGGAACAUGGGACAUUGUGGAAAAUGAGAACUUUGAAGCGUACAUGGUUGCUCUUGGGAUUGACUUUGCUACACGAAAAAUAGCUGGGGUGUUAAAGCCACAGAAAGUGAUUGAGCAAGAUGGAGACUCUUUCAACAUCAGAACUCUGACCAGCUUUAGGAAUUACUCAUGCGUAUUUAAAGUUGGUGAACAGUUCGAGGAGGUUACCAAAGGUCUGGACAACAGAAAAUGCCAGACGGUGGUGAACUGGGACGGUAAUAAGCUUGUGUGUGUACAAAAAGGAGAAAAGAAAAACAGGGGAUGGACUCACUGGAUAGAGGGAGAUACUCUCUACCUGGAGCUCAGAUGUGAAGACCAAAUCUGCAAGCAAACCUAUAAAAGAACAGCUUAAUGUGAAUUCUGUUUAGACAUGUUCGAGUUUUGGACCUAAACUAGCAAUUAUUGUGAUUAAUAUUUUGUUAUAGAAUACAUUUUUAUCACAUGCAUACUGUUUUAUAAUGACAAAUAUUUUGUAACAAUACUGUAAGGUUUUACAGUGAAGACCAAAUAAAUUACACUAUUCGAGUGCAAACAAAUGUCUAACAUUAACCAUUAUGUUUUCUCAUUGUUCAAAGCACUCCAAACAUUGAAGAGAAUUAUUAUUAACACUAUUAACACAUCUAGUGUAUAUGUCAGAAAAAAUGUGUGGUAUGGGUGAUACAAGUACAACACUUAGUCACAUGCAUUUUUGUGUCAAAGUCUAUUAUUUAAACACAUGACGUCACAUUACUCUACAAUACAUCACUUGUAUCUAUGUAUCUGUGUAUCUGUCUGUCUGUCUGUCUGUCUGUCUGUCUGUCUGUCUGUCUGUCUAUCUAUCUAUCUAUCUAUCUAUCUAUCUAUCUAUCUAUCUAUCUAUCUAUCUAUCUGGUAAAAUAUGUUACGGAAAUAAAUAAAUAAAUGAAAUAUCAGAUGGUGUUACAGAUAAGG